Molecule: messenger RNA, 777 nt
Organism: Elephantulus edwardii (Cape elephant shrew)
Lineage: Eukaryota; Metazoa; Chordata; Mammalia; Macroscelidea; Macroscelididae
Product: tyrosine-protein phosphatase non-receptor type 2-like
Exons: 2
Biological process (GO): protein dephosphorylation
Molecular function (GO): protein tyrosine phosphatase activity
Source: RefSeq, a predicted model, not a curated record
UUCUGGCUCAUGGCUUGGCAGCAAAAGACCAAAGCAGUUGUCAUGUUAAACCGAGUCGUGGAGAAAGAAGCAGUUAAAUGUGCACAGUACUGGCCAACAAAAGACGACCAAGAGAUGCUGUUUAAAGAAACAGGAUUCAGUGUGAAGUUCUUAUCAGAAGAUGUGAAAUCAUACUACACAGUACUUGUACUACAAUUAGAAAAUAACAAUAGUGGUGAAACCAGAACAAUAUCUCACUUUCAUUAUACCACCUGGCCAGAUUUUGGAGUUCCUGAAUCACCAGCUUCAUUUCUCAAUUUCCUAUUUAAAGUACGAGAAUCUGGCUCCUUGAACCCUGAGCAUGGGCCCGUGGUAGUCCACUGCAGUCCUGGUAUUGGGCGAUCUGGCACUUUUUUCUUAGUAGACACCUGUCUUAUUUUGAUGGAAAAAGGAAAUGAUAUUAACAUUAAACAAGUGUUACUGAAUAUGAGAAAGUAUCGGAUGGGACUUAUUCAGACAGCAGAUCAACUGAGAUUCUCGUAUAUGGCUAUAAUAGAAGGAGCCAAGUAUAUAAAGGGAGAUUCAAAUAUACAGAAACAAUGGAGAGAACUUUCUAAAGAAGAUUUAUCUCCUGCUUUUGAUCAUUCAUCAAUCAAAAUAAUGACUGAAAAAUACAAUGGGAACAAAUUAGGCUUAGAAGAAGGAAAAUUUGUGAGUGAUCAGUUUACAGGAUUGCCCUCUAAAAUGCAGGAUACAGUAGAGGAAAAGAGUGAAAGGCCAAGAUUGACAGACACCUAA